Molecule: messenger RNA, 825 nt
Organism: Phytophthora sojae
Lineage: Eukaryota; Oomycota; Peronosporomycetes; Peronosporales; Peronosporaceae
Exons: 1
Coding region: 1-825 (274 amino acids)
Cellular component (GO): extracellular region
Source: RefSeq, a predicted model, not a curated record
AUGCGUCAACUCGCCUCGCUGCUCACUGUCGUCGCCUUCACCCUGGCGCCACUCGGAGCUCUCGCCGCCGAAUGCACCGACGCGGAGGUGGCCCACGACGACGAGCUGUGGGCCUGGGCCGCAACGCAAUCGGCCUGUGCGCCGUACGCCUCGGGCACCUCGUACUUCAACUGGCCCUGCGACGCCAGUGACUGCACGGCGAUCUUGGCGAGUAUGGCCGCCUCCAUGUCGGACUGCACGUACAGCGGCGUGAGCAACAAGAUCGAGGUGCAGAACGCCAUCACAGUCUGCACCGGGGGAGACACCACGGACCCAGGCUCCCCAAGCACCGACACCCCGUCGACGACUGCUCCAUCCCCAACGGCGACAGCUUCCAACACGGACUGUGCGGCCUCGGAGAUCAGCGACAUGGUGGAUCUGUACACGGCCGCUGCUUCCAGUGACGAGUGUGCGGACGACUCGAGCGUCUCGAGCUCCAGCAUCGUCAUCACGACGUUCUGCGGCUCGGCGUGCGCCUCAAAGCUCGAGGAGCUGGCCACUUCGCUGCCCAAUUGCUACUACGGGUACCAGUCUGAAAACCUGAAGGCGGACUUGCUGGAGCAGCUCGAUGGAUGCUCUGGGGAGGACACUUCCUACGCCAUCAACGUCGUCCUUAACCCAGAGGAGGCGAUGGAAGCACCGGCAACCACAACCAGUCCUCCGACGACUACACAAAGCCCUCCAUCUACGACGAGUCCACCUGACUCGACCACUGCGCCCGACACCAACUCCACCUCGGAGCCGACUCCUGCACCUACCGAAGGUGACUCGGGGGCUUACUGCUGA